Rotaria socialis is the source of this 1905-nucleotide messenger RNA. Lineage: Eukaryota; Metazoa; Rotifera; Eurotatoria; Philodinida; Philodinidae. The record is from the annotation of a GenBank genome assembly.
AUGGCAGAAGCUAUCGAACCGAUUAAUAAACGAAGAAACAAUUUUACAUUUAAUCAAUCAUUGAUAGACCGAAUAAGGCAAAGCCAAAACAAUUUUAAACUUAUUUGGUUUGAUCCAAACAUUAAACCAGAAGACGUUACAAAAAAGACAGAAGAACUUCGGGUUAUUAAUGAUCAUAUCAAUGUAUUUGUUCAUCUUGAAAAGUGUAUGGAAUUUAUCAAAUCAAUUAAAAGCGAAAAAAUCUUUUUAAUAACAUCCGGAGCUCAAGCCCCAGAAAUUUUAUCUCAAGUAUUGAAUUUGGAUCAAGUUGAUUCGGUCUUUAUCUUUUGUAUGGUAAAGGAACGGCACGAACAUUUAUUAACUGAAUACAAUAAAAUUAUUGGAAUUUAUACCAAGUUUGAUGAUUUAUGUAAAUCAAUUGAAGAAGAAUUUGAUAAUUUCAAUAAACGCAUAGAAACAUUUUCUUGUUUUGAAAAAGACGAACCAUCUACGAAAGAUCUAUCAAAAGAAUCAGCGAAAUUUCUCUGGUAUCAAUUAUUUAAUUAUGUUACUGCUCGUCUUCCAAGAAAUCAACAAGCAAAAGAACAAAUGAUUCAAUUGUGUAAAGAUUAUUAUCAUGGGAAUAAAAAAGAAAUGGAACAUAUUCAAGAAUUUGAAGAAAAAUAUCGAUCGGAAAAUGCAAUUAAUUGGUAUUCGAAAAACGGUUUCUUAUAUAAAAUACUAAAUAAAGUAUUACGAAUCGAAAGCGUUGAAUUAAUACAUGCAUUCCGAUUUUUCAUUGGGGAUCUAUCAGAAAAUCUGCGAUGUCAACAUGACAAGAUUUUCUUGUCAAAAGAAAAAAUUUUAAUUCUUUAUAGAGGCUUUGCACUGGACACAAAAGAAUUUGAUAGAUUAAAACAAAGUCAAGGAAAACUUAUUUCAACAAAUGGAUAUUUUUCAACUAGUCGGAAAGAAUCAAAAGCACGAGAAUAUGCAAGUAAAUCUACAAAAAGAAAUGACGUCGUUCGUGUUCUGUUCCAUAUUGAAAUUGAUAUUGAAAAAAUUGAUAAAGAUAUUAUUUUUGCUGAUAUUGCUGAAUUAAGUGAUAAUCCAGAUGAAGCAGAAGUUUUAUUUGAUAUAAAUGCUUGUUUUGAAAUCAAAUCGUUUCAAGAAGAUAAACCAUUCCAAGUAAUUAAAAUGAAACUGUCAAAUGAAGGACAAAAAAUUACUAAAAAAUUCGUUGAAUCGACAAGCAAAGAAAUCGAAGGAACCAGUAAUUCAAUUGUCAUUGGUAGAUUAUUGUGUGACUUAGGGGAACAUGAUGAAUCACAAAAAUAUUUUGAACAAUUAUUAGAUAGCUCAACUGACGCAGAUCGUGCUUGGAUUGAAUUUAAUAUAGGCCGAGCUCUUGAUUGCAAAGGUCAAUUAAAAGAAGCGGAAAAAUAUUAUAUUCGUGCAUAUAAUCGAAUGAUAGAAGAUGGACCAAAACGAUUCAAAGAUGCUGCUCAUGUCCUCAACAGCAGGGGUGAUGUUAACUAUCGACAUGAAAAGUAUGACGAGGCUCUCAAGUAUAAUCAAAUGGCAUUGGAAAUGCAAGAGAAAUGGUGUCCAUCCGAUCAUGUUGAUAUUGCGAAAAGUCUAAUGAAUAUUGGUAAAAAUCUCACGCGUCAAGAAAAACAUGAUAAAGCUCUCGAUUAUUUUCAACAAGCGUCAACAGUUUUUGAAAAAUGUUCUCCAUCAAGUUCUGUUGAUCUUGCUGACACUUUGAAUAGUCUUGGCAUUUAUCAUGAGACACAGAAAAACCCAAAGAUAGCACUUGACUAUUUUAAACGUGCGUUGACACUUAAUGCAAAGUUUCUUCCUGUUGACCAUAAAAGUGUACAGAAGACGAAGGAUGCUAUUAGUCGACUUAAUGCAACAAAAUAA